Molecule: messenger RNA, 4922 nt
Organism: Dermacentor andersoni
Lineage: Eukaryota; Metazoa; Arthropoda; Arachnida; Ixodida; Ixodidae
Biological process (GO): negative regulation of protein sumoylation
Molecular function (GO): calcium ion binding
Source: RefSeq, a predicted model, not a curated record
CAUGCAAGAAGCUACACUCGCAAGUGCAUGAAACCAGUUCACGUGCCACUCCCGUAAGGCGAUAGGUGUCGCGCGCAACAUUGCGAGAAUAGCUUGUCCUGCUGGAACUGUGGUGGGUCCACCUUGGUGGAAAAGCGCAUUUCGUCUCUCCCCCUGGCAGCGAUGAGGCGGCAGCCCGAAAAGUGCUUCGAUUAACUGCGCUUCGCAUUUCGGAAUAUGUCGGCGCACCUAAGGUAGACAGGGGAGGCAGUGAAGACGAGUGGCCGCCUGGUUCCAACAAGGGCAGCAGGCCAGCAAAGUCACGGUAUCGGGCCUCCUGUACUAGAAGCCGGUGCUCCCUCCCGCCAGUAUCGAGGGGCACUCGAGGAGGAGGAAUGGCAUCGCCGAGGGAACGCCGGGCGGAACAACCGCAGCCGGCAACGCCACCGAUGGCGCCAAGGUCGUGGCGCUCGCUCUUGCCGAGAUUUUCCAUUGCACCCCGUUUGCGCGACCUGAUGAGGAAUCUGCGUAUCCGGCGACGAGGCCUGCCCCGCCCUGUACCUGCGCCAGCGGGUGAGGGCUCUGCCAUGGUAGCUGCUUCACAAGGAACAUCAGCGGGCCCAGUAGCCUCUGAGCAUUCUAGUUUCCUUGGCCAAGUGUGGAAGCUGGUCACAUGCAUUUCACCACGCCAGAGAGGCAGCGCUCAAAGUUCAGUUGCAGAAAUUGAUGCGAUGUUGGCAGAGCCUGCCGAUUCUGACAGCAUCGGCGAAGAAAGAGCACCUGCAGACUCCGUUCAAUCUAGCAGUGGACCACAGUUCAGCGGCGUUCCAGGAACGGCGCGUGCUGACUCACUAUAUUUACCAGGACCCAGUGGUGUUAACAUGGCAACAAUGGAGGAGGACAGUAUGGACUACAACUUUAGUGACUCAAGCAGCAUGGCAACGACACAACAAGGGUUAACACAGGACAUUAGUUCAGACAGCCCACUCCACAAACCUCAAGAAGCAGACCCCCAAAGUAUUGAGGCAUCAUGCAGUUCGACAAGUGGCAGGUCUGAACCAGCGGAGCCUUCAAAAGGUCUUGAGACUCAGCCAUGUAGCGACGAAUCAACUUUUACUGAUGAACAAACAGAUACGACUUUCAGUUUUGCGGUGCCAUCCGUGACACUCGCUUUAGCACCAAAUCGGCCGAAGCCUAUAUCACUCAUCCCCGAAAUGCAUCACCCGGAAAUACCUCCAAUUACUUCCGGCCAUCUUUCCGGAGUGAUAGCCGACCGAGUGAAUAGGGCCAGGAGAUCACUGCGCCAGCUCAUAAACAUUCGUCCAUUCAAGAUCAAGCCGAAACCUCUUCCUGAGGCAAGAACAUUUUCAAGUCGAAUGUGGCAAGUCUGUCGCAGAUAUUACCCACAUCGACUAGCUGCUGCAGAAAUAUUGGACCGCCUAGCAGAGCGACUCGGGGGUGACUCGUCUAGCCCUGCACACGUCGUUAAAAACCCCAUCUGCACCCACGAUGAUACAGUAGCGUGCUGGUUGUUAGGCUACCAAGAACUAAUCUGUUCCAUUCUUCUAGUCUUGAAUUAUGAAGUGGUCGAGAACGAGCGGCAAUGCCUUACUCUCCAGCACUUUGAAAGUAUUUUGGAGAGCCUAUGUGCACGCGUCCCUCAUCCCAAUUUCGAACAUCUGGAGGCUCUCACAUUCCUCUUUUGGAUCAUGGAGAGGCAUCGCUGUAUAGACAGUAUUUCUAUGGGACAUAUCCACGUUAUUGAGCCCCUAGGCAACAUUAAUCUCCUCGACAUGAUCACAUUUGCAGGAAAACUUGUUACCGCUCGGAUAGGCGUUGGCUCGCAUCGUCUACCACGGGGACGUGGGAUAUUUGGUGAUAUACAGCGACUGUCUUUUAUUACGCUGUUUCAAGACAUUACUACUCUUCGUGAGCUGUAUUUUUUUGGAUUGCACCUAGAUAGACAAAAUGACCAUGAGAGAGAAAUUCUAGCCGUGAUUGGUAACAAUCGUUCACUGAGAACGCUGCAUUUCCUUCGCUGUAUUUUUUCUCUGCAGCUGAUAUCAGACUUAGUUGAUGUAAUUGCAGAAAGCGAGAAGCUUGAAGAUGUCCGGCUAGACAUGGAAACCAUUGAGCUGUUGCUUCUCCAUGAUGAAGCAUUAAGAAGAUUAGGUACACCAAAAAUGAAUCUUAAGCGGCUUGCUGUUACUCUUAAAGAUGGGUUGAGUAAUUUCUUGGGUGCAAUGGAAUCAACCAGUCACCUCACGCACCUAGAUAUACACAACCGUACUGAGAGUGGAACUUUAGAGGGACUUUCUGAUGCCCUGAGUCCAGAUUCUUCCAUCAGGCACCUGACCAUUUCUCUUAAUUUAGUGGAUCCCCAAGUGAUUGGAGACAUGAACAUUGUCCGAAAGUUCGCCAAAGCCAUUGAAAAUACUAAGUUAAAAGUGUUGACACUACCCAACUCCAGCUUCGCACUAAACAUCAUUAGGCUUCUUGGCGAUGCACUGGCAGCCAACACAGAAAUGAGAGAGCUGGACCUUAGCAAGGCACAUCUGAGGUGCGACUUGGCACUUGAACUCGUGGAACGCGUACUGAAGAGGAAUAGGACACUCUGGGAACUCAAACUGGGAGAGCUGCGCUCUUUUCUAGUGGCGGGUGAAACCGUGGAGCAAAUGGUGUCUUCGCUUGAUGUGCUAGACUACAUCGUAAAAAACACUCCCAUUCUUGACAGGAAUGCAACGCCAGAAUUUGGACCAGAAGCGAGCAAUGUAGGUCACGUCUGGAUAUCGAAAGUUUAUUAUGCGGCAGAAGCGCAGAAACUCCUGGAACUUCUGUGCAAGCGUCUGGUGUUCCGUAGAAUUGAGCUUGACUUCAGCGACAUAUCCGAAGGCCACCAGGAUUACUGUAAUCUCCUUCUCAGCUCUAUGGCGGAAUACCAGACGCGUAAUAUAGAAGUGUUUUCAUUGAAGACAAAAGCAUGUAUAACGGAGGACGUAACGAUAGGUUUAGCAUUGCUCAUUGUUGAAACCAGGAGUCUGACUGCCGUGACGGUAGAGCUCUCAUACGAGUCGUCAGAAAAGGUAUGGGAUGUGUUGCUCGGCGCCUUGGCUCUUAACAUUAAUAUCUCUGUCGUCAGGAUCUAUGGUUUCCUUCAAACAAAAUCAACCCUUGCCUCCUUCCACCACAUGUGUGCCACAAACCGAAGCCUACGACAGCUCGAAAUCAACAUACAGCAAGACAAGGAGAAGUUCAUUCAAGAGCUACCUAAUCUGCUUUCAGAAUGUUACACUUUGACUGAAUUCCAGCUGACUGUAGGCGAAUUAAGGAGCUGGGAACCUGUUACAUUCAUAAGGAAGCUACUUAGGAGAAACCUCCUGAUGAUCAACAUGGGAGUGGCAGCCAUCAUACGACAUAGUGCGGCUCCUCACGGAGGUGGUCUAGCACCCAGUGAGUGGCUCGGUGGCCAAUCAAGUGCUUGGGCCGUAGACGCAGCAACAAAGCACCCUCAGCUUAAAAACAUGGUAGCGAUAGCGGCAGAUUGCUCUUUGGAGGUGGCCACUAGGAUGGUACGAGACGCGCGGUUGUCUGUGAAAAACAACAUACUAAGACGUGCUACAGUCUUCAAAGGUGAGCGGCCAACACAAGCCCACCGAACGCAGGCGGCGGGCUUCCACAGACUUGACGUGGAGUCAGUGCAGCGAAUCUCAAGUUAUCUGAGCUCGUUCGAUAUCAGAUUGCGUAAAGAUUGCGUAUCAGAUUGCGAUUUCAGCUUGCACCCUUUGUGGUUACUUAUUGAAGAUACAAGACGGACGCACCGGAUGGAAGUGCUGCGGCAUCCUGCCGGUGCUCCACAGGCUGAUACAGCUGCCAGCGGCCCGCAAGAGGUUCACGACCAUAGAUUGGCCGAAGCGGCAGCAGUGCGCGAUGUUGUUGCCGGCGGUCCAGAAGCUGCAGGCCAAGACGGCGCAGCCCAUGCUGACACAUUUGCUAUUAUAAAUGCCACAGCCCAUGAAGUUCAAGACGGUGAACUCGUUGAUGAAGAGGUCGGUGAUCGAGUAGGUGACGUAGCUCGGAAUAAUGUGGUUCUCGUGGAAGCUGGCAAUGAGGGUGCAGUUCGAGGUAUUACACCUGGUAUCCACGAGGCCGGAGUCCACGAGGCCGGAGUCCACGAGGCCGGAGUCCACGAGGCCGGAGUCCACGAGGCCGGAGUCCACGAGGCCGGAGUCCACGAGGCCGGAGUCCACGAGGCCGGAGUCCACGAGGCCGGAGUCCACGAGGCCGGAGUCCACGAGGCCGGAGUCCACGAGGCCGGAGUCCACGAGGCCGGAGUCCACGAGGCCGGAGUCCACGAGGCCGGAGUCCACGAGGCCGGAGUCCACGAGGCCGGAGUCCACGAGGCCGGAGUCCACGAGGCCGGAGUCCACGAGGCCGGAGUCCACGAGGCCGGAGUCCACGAGGCCGGAGUCCACGAGGCCGGAGUCCACGAGGCCGGAGUCCACGAGGCCGGAGUCCACGAGGCCGGAGUCCACGAGGCCGGAGUCCACGAGGCCGGAGUCCACGAGGCCGGAGUCCACGAGGCCGGAGUCCACGAGGCCGGAGUCCACGAGGCCGGAGUCCACGAGGCCGGAGUCCACGAGGCCGGAGUCCACGAGGCCGGAGUCCACGAGGCCGGAGUCCACGAGGCCGGAGUCCACGAGGCCGGAGUCCACGAGGCCGGAGUCCACGAGGCCGGAGUCCACGAGGCCGGAGUCCACGAGGCCGGAGUCCACGAGGCCGGAGUCCACGAGGCCGGAGUCCACGAGGCCGGAGUCCACGAGGCCGGAGUCCACGAGGCCGGAGUCCACGAGGCCGGAGUCCACGAGGCCGGAGUCCACGAGGCCGGAGUCCACGAGGCCGGAGUCCACGAACGCGAGGAGAUCUUGGAGCACUUGCUUCAGUAA